CAUCGAUGAAUCUCAGAAACCACCAUCAUGGGCGCCUCUGACUCGAAGCUUGUCUUCAAGAAAGGCAUAUUUAAGCUCUCCGAAGAGCGAAAUAUUGCUGCUGAUGACCCCUACUGGACUUCUUUUUGGGAACUUCCUGAAAGCGCUGAAGAUGUCUUCAAUCUUUUUUCUCCAGCCGACGUCCGCCGGACCAGAGAUGACGCCAAAGAAAACCUAGAAACUCUAAUGGUGGUCACCGUCACACAGCUUUCCAUGCUACGGAACCAUCCAAGCUUUCCAGAUCCAGAAAUCGCUCCAGAACAAGACGCCCUCAACUGCGUGCGGGUCCUCACUCGAAUUCUACCAUAUUUAUACGAGUCCGACAGUUUGCAUGAAUGGGAAGAUAGGAUAUUUUGGGGUCCGCGAAAGAAGCUGACGAGGAAGGCUUCCAUAUCGCCACAUGUGCUGUUCGACGAUACCGAGGCGUCUCAGCCGCCGAACAAGGCAUUAUCCGAGGAUGAGAAAUACGAAGAUGCCAAACCACUUGCUGAAGAGUUGAUCGACACUCUCAUCGACCUUCUGUUCUUCGGCGGGUUCACGAUUCCGGCGACAGGCAAGAACAAGGUUUCAUACGCGAUAUGGCAGAGCGGGGUCGGUUGCAACACACCCGUUGGGACGAGCAAGGAGUUUGAAAGCAACCGCUGCGAGAUCUUGCGGCUGUUACUUACUUUGACAUCUAAGUCGAUGUAUAUGAGCGCAAACAUGCUGCCAGUGGUCGGAAUCAAAGCAAUUACAUAUAUCACAACUUGCGCUGACAAGCAGGUUGUCCUGUCAGUGCUUUGUUCUUUGCUCAACACUACCUUAAAAUAUAACCCGGCAAGUUGGACAGUUCCAUACAAUCACAUGGUCUUCAAAGAUCCCAAGCAGAUACUUGUCACCUACGCUAUCCAGUUUCUUCUUGUUGCAUUGGUUUAUCCCGUGCCUGAGGCUGGACUGUCGAACCUUCAAAAGAAUUACUAUCGCCAUUUCCUCGGGCGCCUCCAUAGACCUCAGGAUUUCCAGUUUAUGGUAGAUGGUAUGACGAGGAUAUUAAACCAGCCUAUCGUUGCAAACACCUCAUACCUGCCUGGAAGCCAUGCAUCAACCAAGUGCGCACCGGAAAUAAUCAUGUUGUUCUGGGAAAUCACUCAAUGCAACAAGCGGUUCCGGUCUUUUAUCAUCGAUACGGAUCGCUCACACGACUUUGUGAUAUUGUUAAUAUUCUACAUUGUCCAAUACAAGUUAGAUCCAGCGAAGCAAGGAGUAGUGAAGAUGUGCGCCUUCUUAUUACAGACCUUGAGCGUGGAGCCGAACUUCGGUACCAGCCUGAACAAGAAAUUCCUAGCUCAGGGUACAUUGCCGCAGAGUAUCAGGAUCCAAUCUUUCAAUGGAUCAUACUCGGAUUUUGUGAUACAGUCUAUCUACUCAAUUAUCACCACGAGUCAAGGCAAGCUAUCAGCGGUCUAUCCUGCGCUUUUAGCAGUCAUCGCGAACAUUUCAGGUUAUCUUGUUACCAUUAACGCCAUCACGACUUCGAAACUCCAGCAUUUAUUUGCAUCCAUGUCCGCGCCUUCAUUCCUCCUCGCAAACGAAAGUAACCAUGAACUCUUACAAUCGUUGCUAGAGUCGAUGAAUGCAAUUAUUGAGCACCAAUAUCAUAAAAAUCCAAGCUUCAUCUAUUCCAUUAUCCGGAACAGGAAACGCUUUCAAGCCUUACGGUCUUUCACGCUGGAAGGUGGGCAGGCCGAAAUUGAGCGGCAAAACCAGCGCCGCAAGGAGGCAAAUGAAAGCGGAGAUCCAACAAACGACGGCGAGUUACCUAGGUUUUCCAUGGACAGCAUUCAGAGCCCAACUACAGCUCAGCACCGUCGCCCCUCUCAGCAAAAUGUGCCCGAGGAAGAGAACACAUUUGCCAUCGGAGACGACGACGACGAUGACCCCGAGACCGACGAUGGCCAUGCUAUGACACCAUCAUACUCUACGCCCACUUACCAGCCCUCGCGUGCGUCAUCCAUAACAUCCGAUAUGGAUGACGCGGUCCCAACCCAGGUCCGCGGUAUGUCUGAAAAAGCCCGCGGCAAAAGACCAGCAGGCACUCCCACAUUCUCCCGCCAAAACAGCAUAACCAGCCUCGGCGGACCAACCCAAAACGCCAACGGCCAAUUCGAACCGUCCGCACAGUGGAUCGAGUCCUGGCUCCCAAUCCUACCGCUCCACACGAUCCUCAACAUCAUCGACCAAGUUACCCCGCUGCUCCCACGCACGGGCUCCGGUACAGAAGGAAGCACAUCCAUCCUGCGCAUCAUUCAAGACUCACAGCCGCACGGCAUCGAGCCCAGCGCCAUCCGCGUCCAGUCCUUCGAGUGGUCACCCCUGAGCCUGGGCUGGUACGAGUCCCUCCUAUGGAGCUUCGUGUACGUCAGCGAGAUGCAGGUCAGCAAGGGGACAGUAGGCGUAUGGAACGGGACGUCAAUGCGCCUCUUCCGCGUCCAGGAGACCGCAGCGCAAGGACCGAGUUUGGCGAGCCCGAGAGGCGCGGUUGAUGCCCUGGGGAGCAACAUCGUGUCGCGCAUCGGCAGCAUGAAUCUAGGGAGGGUAGGGCAGCUGGCGGUGGGAGGGACUACGGGGAAUGCACAGCAGGCGGGUAAUAACAGGGGAUCAUCGCAGGGCGGGGAUGGGAAUGGGGGCGAGGGCGGCGUCGCCUAGAAGUGCGGUGGUCUGAAGGGGUGAAUGAGGGGUUUAUUGUCUAUCUGUGCAGAGCUGGGUUUCCUUCAGUACCUGUCGUUUCAGCGCUGGCGUUCAUGGGAUGGGAAACCGAGGUGGACUGGGCGAGGAAGUACAUGAGCGGAACAUAAGUCGCAGUUAUGAGAUAAAUAAGUCAUGAUAGUAGCGUUUUGUGUUUCGAGUGGUGAAUCUGGUGCCGUAGACCCUACGGAGUACUUUCCGAGCUCUAUCUUCUG
Molecule: messenger RNA, 2978 nt
Organism: Pseudogymnoascus destructans
Lineage: Eukaryota; Fungi; Ascomycota; Leotiomycetes; Thelebolales; Thelebolaceae
Exons: 6
Coding region: 28-2724 (898 amino acids)
Cellular component (GO): Golgi medial cisterna; Golgi trans cisterna; membrane
Source: RefSeq, a predicted model, not a curated record